CCGCUACCUAAUACUUGGGCCACGCAAAUUCUGUUCCACAAGCCAGAAAGGCUUAAGACUGCUACUCCCUUCAGCUGCUGGAAACCGAAUAGUCUCAUUCGGGUGUCACCAGACGUUGUCUUUUUGUCAGUCCGCUCAAAACUUACCUUGCCGAUAAACUCGCCACGCGAACGCGAUAUCUCAUUCUGACGAUGAAGUUCUCCGGUGUGAUCGCAGCAGUAGCAACGCUAGUGGGCAGCAUCGAUGCCACUCUUUUGGAAAGCGAUUUACUCUCUGCUCAAGCAGUGUUGAAUCUGGGAGUUCAUGUGGCUCAGAACGGCUACCCGAAUCCCCAAAAGUGCACACUGAGGAACGUGGCUAUUCGACGGGAAUGGUCAACACUAUCGAAGUCGGAGAAAUUGAACUAUAUCGACGCUGUCAAAUGUCUAGCCAAGAAGCCCGCGAGGACUCCAGCUGCCAUUGCUUCUGGAGCGAGGAACCGAUAUGACGAUUUUGUGGUGACACACCUUCAACAAACUCCAUACAUCCACGUAACAGGCAACUUCCUCACUUGGCACAGGUAUUUCACCUGGGCUUACGAGCAGACACUACGCAAUGAGUGUGGCUACAAAGGUUAUCAACCUUACUAUAACUGGCCACGAUGGGCCGAUGACCCAACCAAGUCACCAUUGUUUGAUGGAAGUGCGACGAGUAUGUCCGGAGAUGGUGCCUUUGUUGCCAACAGAACUGGCUACUGCCUUCCGAGUGAGGCGCGCUGUUUCACGGUUCUUCAACCUGGGACUGGUGGUGGUUGCGUUUCUGGACCCUUCCAAAACUUUACCGUCAACCUUGGACCCGGACAAUCCCAUGGGUGGGACGUCAAGCCCAACCCUCAGGCUGACGCCCUGGGAUACAAUCCUCGCUGCCUCAAACGUGACAUCAACACGCAGGCCUCAAAGGACACGAGCGACGAGAACGUCAGCAAUCUCAUCAAAAACUUCCCUGACGUUGCCAGUUUCCAGUCGAAGAUGCAGACCUUCCAAGAGGAUGGUAAUAUAGGAGUUCACAACGGAGGACAUUACACUGUUGGUGGCGAUGCUGGAUCGGACUUUUCCGUCUCGCCCGGCGACCCUGGCUUUUACUUCCACCACGCGAUGAUUGACCGUACCUGGUGGACCUGGCAAAUGCAUGAUAUCGACAACAGAAUGAUGGUCAUCGCCGGCACACUUACUUUCAGGAACGACCCACCGACCCGUAACGCCACGCUUCAAGACACGCUGACCUUGGGAUAUGUUGGUAUGCCGAACAUCACUAUCGCUGAUGCCGUGAACACGCUUGAUGGCCCGUUCUGCUACAUCUACGGAUAGGGGAGAUUUGUAGAAAGAGUGGAUGACACCAUGCCUCGAUCAUACAUGUAGCAAUUUUCCUUAGAAGUAAUGUUCAUAGAC
Molecule: messenger RNA, 1427 nt
Organism: Dothidotthia symphoricarpi CBS 119687
Lineage: Eukaryota; Fungi; Ascomycota; Dothideomycetes; Pleosporales; Dothidotthiaceae
Product: Di-copper centre-containing protein
Exons: 4
Coding region: 192-1346 (384 amino acids)
Molecular function (GO): oxidoreductase activity
Source: RefSeq, a predicted model, not a curated record